AUGACAGCCGGGACAGUGGUCAUCACUGGUGGAAUUCUAGCUACAGUUAUAUUACUCCUUAUCAUCGCAGUACUGUGCUACUGUAGGCUGCAGUACUAUUGCUGUAAGAAGGAGGAGUCCGAGUCGGAGGAGGAGGAGCCAGACUUUGCCGUUACGUCCCGCCUCCCACCGGUCCACUCCAAUCACAACAUUGUGGCGGCAACGGCCGCCGCCUCCUCCAUCCCAAAUGGCCCCGCCCUUUUCUCCACCCCCCCGAUGGCCAGGAAACUGACGCGUUCACAGACCUUCUGUCCAUCCUGUACGCAUUAUGAGCUGCCUUUCUACCUCCAGCCCCCUCAGCCGCAGAUUCACCACCAACCGGAUGGUUUGAGGAACGGAGGUGACCGGAUUAGCUACCGCAGUGUCCAGCAGCAGGAUCUGGACCUGCCAGUGCCUGUGAACAUUUCAAACUAUCGCAAACCAAACCUUGCCCGUUCGGUCACCAUGAGGGACAUGUUCACACGCAGCUGUAGCAUCAGCACUGAUGUUUAGCUGGGCGAGGUGGGAACUUGGUGUAAGUUUAUUUUUAAAUGGACUGGAAAGGCCUAGGCUGGACUGGGCUUGAGUCAGACAUUGUUUUUGUCACCUUGACCAGUUUUGUCCAGUCUAAAUUUGUUUGAUGUAAUCUGGUCUCAUUCUCGUGGUCACCCCUUGCAGAACGGAGGAGCCAGAUGGCUCUCGGGACAGCAUUUUCAAAGGUACUAUGCUCAGCUCCAGGACCAAACAC
Messenger RNA from Xiphias gladius (swordfish), 766 nucleotides. It is a transcript of the gene fam163ba, whose product is annotated as family with sequence similarity 163 member B, genome duplicate a. Lineage: Eukaryota; Metazoa; Chordata; Actinopteri; Istiophoriformes; Xiphiidae. The coding region runs from base 1 to 531 and encodes 176 amino acids. The transcript has 2 exons. The record is from RefSeq and is a predicted model, not a curated record.